Molecule: messenger RNA, 867 nt
Organism: Phalacrocorax carbo (great cormorant)
Lineage: Eukaryota; Metazoa; Chordata; Aves; Suliformes; Phalacrocoracidae
Source: RefSeq, a predicted model, not a curated record
AUGAUUCCAGUUAUUUCUUUGGCAUCAAACAAAGCACCCAGCUCUUACAACCUGGAGACAGGGGUAAAAUACAAGCCUAAACGUUACCCCAGAAGAAACAAAGUCAACUCCUCGACAGCCCGGCUGUUCAGUAGGAAGCCCAGACACCAGGCAUGCCAGGACCCGUCGUCAGGACGCCACCUACGCAGAGGUCCAUCUUGCAACCGCCUAACCGUGGCUUGCUCGCCUCUCCGCUACAAACGCCGGGGAACGUUUUUUCUCGAGGAAACCGAGCCCGGAGGCAAGAGACGCCCCGGAGAAGGCCCCGACUCCCCGCAACACACAGCCAGCCUCGCAAAGAGCCGCUUUCGGCAUGAGGCGACCCCCUCCUGCGCCUCCGCGCCCCCCACCCGCCCCAAGGCCGGCCGCAGCACCGCACCCCCCCACCCCGGGGAACGCGGUGACCCCCGCGGCCGACCCACCCCCAGCCCCGCCGGCCGCUGCUCGCCCCCGGGAGGCGCCGGAGCGCCGCUGAGGCGGGUGCCCCUCCCCGCUUCCCCCGCGGCUCAGGCCGGCCCGGAGGGCCCCGGCCCUGCGGCGGCGCCGGAGGAGGGAAGUGCAGAGCGAGCCCGGCCCCGCGCAAAGCCCCCGCCAUCCCGUCCAGGCCCGGCCAUCGCUAGCACCCGUCGCCCCUUCCUCAGGCAGCGGCCCCGGGGAGGAGCGGGGGGGAAGUGGUGGAAGGAACGGGUGGGGCGCGGACGGUACCUGCCGCUCCCGCCGCCGCCGCCGCCUCACAGCGCCCGCAGGAGCCAAGCUGCGCCGCCGGCGCGCCCCGAGCGCGUCACUUCCGCCGCGCGCCCCGCACCGCCUCCCCCACCACCAUCUUGA